AUGAUGCACGACGACAUCGCCCACAACCCCCUCAACCCGAGGCAGGGCGUCAUCAUCAACCACCCCCAGGGCCAAGACGUUUACGCUGGGGUCCCCAAGGACUACACCAGGGAGCAAGUCACUACGAAGAACUUGUACGCUGUGCUUUUGGAAGCAUGUGAGAGUGGCAGCAUAUUUGAAGGUUUAAUGCCAGAAGACUUCAACAUAUAUGUGACAACACCAUCAAAUUCUGUGGAAAGCAGUUGGGGUACAUAUUGUCCUGGGAUGGAUCCUCCUCCACCUCCUGAAUUUUUUAUUUGCCUUGGUGAUUUGUACAGUGUUGUAUGGACGGAGGACAGGUUGAAUGUGCCACUCACCUUGAGUUAUGCUUCUUGCAGUGACGUCCACAAUCUAAAGGAGGAGACCAUUGGGAAGCAGUAUGAACUGGUGAAGAUGAGGACAUCCGGUUAUGACACCUAUAGAGCCGGGUUUUUUUACCAGAGCUUUGACCCUUCUAAUGCCAAUGUUACUGAGAAUGUCGUUGAUCUAAGAAUGCAGAUGGGGGUCAUCAAUCAGAGAUGCUGA
This is a messenger RNA of Musa acuminata AAA Group (dessert banana), 564 nucleotides long. RefSeq names its product vacuolar-processing enzyme-like. The transcript has 5 exons. Lineage: Eukaryota; Viridiplantae; Streptophyta; Magnoliopsida; Zingiberales; Musaceae. The coding region runs from base 1 to 564 and encodes 187 amino acids. Gene Ontology annotation, biological process: vacuolar protein processing. Gene Ontology annotation, molecular function: cysteine-type endopeptidase activity. The record is from RefSeq and is a predicted model, not a curated record.